This is a messenger RNA of Lepus europaeus (European hare), 978 nucleotides long. Its product is annotated as olfactory receptor 10AC1. Gene Ontology annotation, biological process: G protein-coupled receptor signaling pathway. The transcript has a single exon. Gene Ontology annotation, cellular component: membrane. Gene Ontology annotation, molecular function: olfactory receptor activity; G protein-coupled receptor activity. Bases 1 to 978 code for a protein of 325 amino acids. Lineage: Eukaryota; Metazoa; Chordata; Mammalia; Lagomorpha; Leporidae. The record is from RefSeq and is a predicted model, not a curated record.
AUGGACAGCCCCAGCAAUGCCACCAUGCCCUGCGGCUUUCUCCUGCAAGGCUUCUCAGAGUUCCCACACCUGAGGCCUGCACUCUUCCUGCUGCUGCUGGCUGUGCAUCUCGCCACCCUGAGCGGGAACCUGCUCAUCUUGGUGGCCGUGGCCUCAGUGCCCAGCCGGCCGCCCAUGCUGCUCUUCCUGUGCCAGCUGUCAGCCAUCGAGCUCUGCUACACACUGGUGGUGGUGCCCCGCUCCCUGGCCGACCUCACCAUGCCUGGCCAAAACAGGGGAAGCCCCAUCUCCUUCCUGGGCUGUGCAGUUCAGAUGCAGAUGUUUGUGGCGCUGGGUGGGGCAGAGUGCUUCCUGCUGGCCGCCAUGGCCUAUGACCGCUAUGUGGCCAUCUGCCAUCCGCUGCGCUAUGCAGCUGUGGUGACCCCAGGACUGUGCAUGAGACUGGCCCUGGCCUGCUGCCUCGGGGGCCUAGCCGUGUCCGUGGGGCUCACAGUGGCCGUCUUCCACCUGCCUUUCUGUGGCUCCCGCCUGCUGGUACAUUUCUUUUGCGACAUCACAGCGCUCCUGCACCUGGCCUGCACACGGAGCUACGUAGAUGAGCUGCCCUUACUGGGUGCCUGCCUGGUGCUGCUGUUGCUGCCCUCAAUGCUCAUCCUGGCCUCCUACUGUGCCAUCGUCGCCGCCCUGCGCCGCCUGCGCUCCGCCGGGGGCCAGCGCAAGGCCGCCUCCACCUGUGCCUCACACCUGGUAGUCACCUUCCUGCACUAUGGCUGUGCCACCUUCAUGUACGUACGGCCCAAGGCCAGCUACUCUCCACGGUUGGACCGCACACUGGCGCUGGUCUACACCAACGUCACACCGCUGCUCUACCCACUUAUUUACAGCCUGCGCAACCGCGAGAUCACCACCGCCAUCCGCAGAGUGCUGGGGCGUCGGCAACCAACCCAAGCCGUGGGUCAGGGUCUGUGCGAGCUGUGA